Messenger RNA from Oncorhynchus gorbuscha (pink salmon), 3461 nucleotides. RefSeq lists its product as uncharacterized. Lineage: Eukaryota; Metazoa; Chordata; Actinopteri; Salmoniformes; Salmonidae. Gene Ontology annotation, cellular component: cytoplasm; plasma membrane; phosphatidylinositol 3-kinase complex, class IB. The record is from RefSeq and is a predicted model, not a curated record. Gene Ontology annotation, molecular function: 1-phosphatidylinositol-4-phosphate 3-kinase activity; 1-phosphatidylinositol-3-kinase activity. Gene Ontology annotation, biological process: cell migration; phosphatidylinositol-3-phosphate biosynthetic process; phosphatidylinositol-mediated signaling.
AGGCCCGGUAGAGGAACUGGAUGGUUUGAAGCCCCGGUUUAGUUUACGUUGAAAGGAGAAGACAAGACAGGCGUCGGCACGCGCAGAUUUACCGUUUUAACGGCAGUGAAGCAGGGCAGCGAGAGAGGAAGGGCGUCCUGUCCUGUACGCGAGUCUGCUGGUAGACAUGAUGCUAUGACCAGGGCUGGAACGGAGGCUCGGGCGCAGACACGCAUCACUACCGGCCCCGCGAGACAGACCCACCCGCCUAACAGCCUGGCGGGAGAGACAGGGGUUGUGGUAGAGCCGAGUGUGUGUCUAGAUGGCCCCGCGGCCAUCUUCAGGGGAGCUAUGGGGCCUUCACCUCAUGCCCCCUAGGAUCCUGGUGGACUGCUGUCUGCCCAAUGGCAUGCUGGUUAGUCUGGAGUGUCUCAGAGAGGCGCCGCUCACAAGCAUCAAACAACAGCUGUUCACCGAGGCCCGGAAAUACCCCCUGUACCACCUACUACAGGAGGAGUCGUGUUACAUCUUUGUGGGCGUGACCCAGGAGGCGGAGACAGACACACACCCCAUCCUCAACAACCGAGAGGAAAAGAUCCUCAACAGACAAUCAGGUUUUGCCAUAGGCAUGCCCAUCUGUGAGUUUGAGCAGCUGAAGGACCCUGAGGUUCAGGACUUCAGAAGGAGCAUACUGGGCGUGUGCAGAGAGGCUAUGGAGGAGAGGGAAGGAGGCGGGGCUGAGACACAGGCCCUCUAUGUCUAUCCCCCCAACGUGGAGUCAGCCCCGGAGCUGCCACAACACAUCUUCUGCAAACUGGACAAGGGUCGCCUGAUAGUCACUAUCUGGGUGAUUGUCUCUCCCUCCAACUCUAAACAGAAGUACACCCUAAAGAUCAGCCAUGACAGUCUGCCUGAGCAACUUAUAGCAGAGGCCAUCAGGAAGAAGACUAGGUCUAUGCACCUGUCGGCCCAGCAGCUGAGGCUGUGUGUCCAGGAAUACCAGGGGCAGUACAUCCUGAAGGUCUGUGGAUGUGAUGAAUACCUGCUGGAGAAAUACCCCCUCAGUCAGUACAAGUAUAUCCGUAGCUGUAUAACGGUUGGCCGCCUGCCCCACCUGAUGUUAGUGUCAAAGGACAGUCUGUACAGCCAGCUCCCAGGCAGUGGGUUUGUAGCUCCCUCCUACAGUCGGCGGACCCCCCAGCCCAGCCCUUGUCCUGGGGGAGGAGAUCCCAGCUCACCCCGUUCCCUCUGGGCCUUCAACACCCUGCUGAGGGUCCGCCUGCUCUGUGCUACAUAUGUCAACGUUAACAUCAGAGACAUUGACAAGAUAUAUGUUAGAACUGGUAUCUAUCAUGGAGGAGAGCCGCUGUGUGACAACGUCAACACCCAGAGAGUACCCUGCUCCAACCCCAGGUGGAAUGAGUGGCUGUCCUAUGACAUCUACAUGACGGACCUCCCUCACUCCGCCAGACUCUGUCUCUCCAUCUGCAGCGUCAAGGGACGCAAGGGAGCCAAAGAGGAGCACUGCCCGCUGGCGUGGGGCAACGUGAACUUGUUUGACUACAAGGACACGUUAGUGUGUGGAAAAGUAGCGCUCAGCCUGUGGCCAGUUCCUCACGGUUUAGAGGACCUGCUCAAUCCUAUAGGAGUGGCCGGAUCCAACCCUAACAAGGAAACUCCAUGUGUUGAACUAGAGUUCUCAUGGUUCAACCAGGUGGUCCUGUUUCCUGAUGAACAGCAGAUAGAGGAACACGCCAACUGGACCAUCUCUAGAGAACUGGGCUACAACUACAGUCUAGGACUGAGUAGCAGGCUGGCGUGUGACAGUAGUGUGUCAGCGGCAGAUGGUGAGCAGCUCAGGUCUCUCUGUAGCAGAGAUCCUCUCUAUGAGCUGUCUGAACAGGAGAAGGACUUUCUCUGGAGACACAGACAUUACUGUGUGAACAUUCCAGAGUCUCUUCCUAAGCUGCUGCUGUCAGUCAAAUGGAACUCUAGAGAUGAGUGGUCACAGAUGUACUGUUUAUUGCGUGACUGGCCCCUGAUGCAACCAGAGAGUGCCCUGGAGCUCUUGGACUGUAACUUUCCUGACCCCAUGGUUCGAGAGUUCGCCCUGCGUUGCCUCGUACAGGGCCUCACUGACGACAAGCUCAGCCAGUACCUUCUGCAGCUAGUACAGGUGUUGAAGUAUGAGAUGUACCUGGACAACCCUCUGGCCAGGUUCCUCAUUAAGAAGGCUCUGACCAACCAGAGGAUAGGACAUUUCUUCUUCUGGCAUCUCAAGUCAGAGAUGCACAAUAAGACUGUGUCCAGGAGGUUUGGUCUGCUGUUGGAAGCCUUCUGUAGAGCCUGUGGGAUGUACCUCAAACAUCUCAACAGACAGGUGGAAGCGAUGGAUAAACUGGUGAACCUCACAGACACACUGAAACAGGAGAAGAAAGAUGAGACACAGAAGACCCAGAUGAAGUUCCUGGUAGAACACAUGUCGAGGCCAGACUACAUGGAGUCUCUACAAGGCUUCGUCUCUCCACUGAACCCUGUUCACCAGCUAGGAAACCUCAGGUUAGAAGAGUGUAGGAUCAUGUCUUCAGCAAAGCGUCCUCUGUGGCUGAACUGGGAUAACCCUGACAUCAUGAGUGAACUACUGUUUACUAACAACGAGGUCAUCUUCAAGAACGGAGAUGAUCUACGCCAGGACAUGUUGACUCUGCAGAUAAUUAAAAUAAUGGAGAAUAUCUGGCAGAACCAGGGAUUAGACCUAAGGAUGUUACCGUAUGGCUGUCUGUCUAUAGGGGACUGUGUGGGGCUGAUAGAGGUUGUGAAGAACAGCUACACCAUCAUGCAGAUCCAGUGUAAAGGAGGCCUGAAGGGGGCGCUGCAGUUCAACAGCCACACACUGCACCACUGGAUCAAGGACAAGAACAGAGGAGAGGGGUAUGACCGAGCGAUUGACCUGUUCACCAGGUCCUGUGCAGGGUACUGCGUAGCCACCUUCAUCCUGGGUAUUGGAGACAGACACAACUCCAACAUCAUGGUUAAGGAGAACGGACAGCUGUUCCAUAUAGACUUUGGCCACUUCCUGGAUCAUAAGAAGAAGAAGUUUGGCUAUAAGAGAGAGAGAGUUCCCUUCGUUCUGACACAGGACUUCCUGAUUGUCAUCAGUAAGGGAGUCCAGGAGUGUACCAAGACCAAAGAGUUUGAGAGGUUCCAGGAGAUGUGUUACAAGGCGUACCUAUCCAUCCGACAGCAUGCCUCUCUGUUCAUCAACCUGUUCUCCCUGUUGCUGGGCUGUGGCAUGCCUGAACUACAGUCCUUUGAUGACAUUGCUUACCUGAGGAAGACCCUCGCCCUGGAGAAGAGCCAACAGGAGGCUCUGGAGUACUUCACCAAGCAAAUGAACGAUGCUCACCAUGGAGGAUGGACCACUAAGAUGGACUGGAUCUUCCACACCAUCAGACACAUGCCCAACGAACACUGACCCCCCC